AUGUCGCACAUCCCAGGCAGCCCUUUUGUGAUCUGGGCCGCCAGUAGCCCUUCGCCCCAGCAACACGUCAUUCUCCUCUCGGUCACUGAUUCCAUCUGUACUUACACCAACCCACUGUCUUCGCUCCACCCGGCCGACUUGGCACCCAGUUUGGCACACGAAGUUCCACACGGCUCGUCUACAGACGCCCUCGCAGAGGCCAGCCUCCAAAUGCCGCCCGACCUGACUCAGCUGCCCGCCCUUCUCACGAUGCCGCUGACCGCCGGUCUUCGGGCUCCUGUCGCCACCGUCUCCACGCCAGGCCCUGGCGACCGUCAGGACAGUCUGUCUCCUCGGCCCGUCCACCAGCUGGGCUCUGUGUCGGCCCGACUGCUGCCGCUCGACGGCCUCCUUCUGCCCGGCCCGUCCGGCGAUACCGUCAGCCUGCCUCCGCUCACACUCGCCACCGACGACCUGCCCGCCUGGAAGGCAGAGGCCCGCUUCGACUGGGCCACAAUGACUCGACUGGCCGAGCGACGGUGUUCACUGGAGCGCAGCGCCUACCGCGGCUGCCUCCUCUGGCCCGGUCACCGGCUCAUGCUGCUGGUCGACUGUUUGCCGGCCUGUCAGCUGCUGCGCCAUCAACUCUGCGAAGUUAGCAACGGCCACGGCGACAGCUACGGCUACGACGGCGCUAACUGGGCUGUUUCCGCCGACUUGCAGGCGAGGGGCCGCGACUUGCUCGCCCUCCUCGACGCCGGGGCUCCGGUCAAUCGGCGCCGGGUCAAGUCGAAAUGGGUCUCAGUCGACCCAGCCUUCGAGUCCCGGCAGGCCCGACCGCUCGUGCUGACAGCCGGUUGCCGAUGCCUGCACUCCGUCCCGUCGGGCGCCCACACUGCGGGCUCGACGAGCCCGAGGCCGGCUGACCCCACAACUGGGCCUAAUUCUGCGGGUCCGAACGAAGCUCAACGCGUCACCGUGCAGGUUACCUGUAUUAAGUGUGUUUAUAUGACAGCGGCUGCUAGAUUUCCCACUCGCAUUUGCACAGUCUAUCUUCUCCAUGGCAGCCUACUCUAA
Protopolystoma xenopodis is the source of this 1056-nucleotide messenger RNA. NCBI's taxonomy places the organism in Eukaryota, Metazoa, Platyhelminthes, Monogenea, Polystomatidea, Polystomatidae. The record is from the annotation of a GenBank genome assembly.